AAUGGAAGAGCAGAGAUCGAAAACUGCUUGGAGGUCGACUAAGAAAGCACCAGAAUUUAAAAAGAGAUUGAGCUCUUCUGAAGAAGUGAAAGAAGGUCAAACUGUUGUUUUUUCCUGUAGUAUUUCUGCUUUACCGUCUCCUAGGAUUAAUUGGUACAAGGACGAGGAAAGCCUGUCGGGAAGAGCAGGAUAUUUCACGUCCGAGGAGGACGACGGUACAACGCAAAAUUUGGUUAUACGAAACGCCUCAAAGAAUCACGAAGGAACCUAUAAAUGUGUUGCUGAAAAUACAGAAGGUGUCGCCACUAGUACAGCACCUAGUAAAAGAGUGCUGUCGAGUAAAUCAAGGGACGUACGAAAUCCGGAUCACGUAAUUUCUUUACCUCCCAAUCUACAUGCUAUUAGUGAACACUACAGUAUGGAACAAGAAUUACAAGAUAAUAAUUCCGUUAAUAAUUCCAAUAAAGAGAUGGAGAUGUUUGCCAAUGACUUUUCUGAAGCUAUAUGGAAUGACGUUGAAGAUACAGUAGUCUCUAGGGCUGAUGAAAAAUCAAAAGAUAAUGAAUUAUCCCCGGAAUUAUCCAAAUUGACUCAGGAUCCCUGCGGUUCUAGAGAAGAUAAUAAUGAUCAAGAAAAAUUCUCUAACGAGGCUCUUUUUGAAGAAUUAAUUAAACAAGAAAGUAAAAGCUCUUUGGUUCAGGAUAAAACCCAUUCGUCUACCCCAUCUGAAGGGGAUAGUACUGAGACUGAUUGGCAAAAAGAAGAAAUUCCUUGUGAUUUUCAACAGGAAGGAGCUGUCAAGAAUACCCAGGAAGAUAUCAUUCCUCAAAAGCAACAUACCGAUGAGAACGAACUACUAGAGACAAGAGAGGAAAUUGAAGAGAAGACCAGUGAAUUUACAACUAAACUGUUAUUAGAGGCAGCUAAGGACGAAUGGAAAGAAGGUGAGAAUCUUCUAGCUGAGAAAAAAGAUAGUGUAAACUUGAAAGAAAUUGCGAAGAACAUAGUUAUUGAUGUUAUUUCAAGCAGUCAAAAAGAGAUAUCUAAAAAACCCAUUACGCAGAGUGUUUGGUCAGCUGAAUUUCAGAAACAACUAAGAGAAAAAAUCUUUUCCGUACCUGCUAUACUAUUUUUAACCUUAAUCUUUGUUGCUGGAGUACUUGGUUCAAUUUUUGAAAUUGGAAUUUUACCCUUUGCCUUUUGCGUUACAGUUGCCUUCCUUAGUAUACUUUUCUCUUAUCAAUUUUUCACCAACUGUGAUAAUUGA
This is a messenger RNA of Dimorphilus gyrociliatus, 1267 nucleotides long. NCBI's taxonomy places the organism in Eukaryota, Metazoa, Annelida, Polychaeta, Dinophilidae. The record is from the annotation of a GenBank genome assembly.